AUGAAACGCAAGGAGAGAGAUCGUAACGAGGACGAUGAGAGAGACACACCCCCAAGUAUCUUAGAUUCUCUCCCUCUUGAUCUAAAGCUGGCCACGCUGAGUAAAUUGCCUGCCAAGUCUCUUACGAAGACGUGGUCUUCCAUCAUCAGAAGCCGAGAAUUCAUCGAUUCUUACUACGCAAUGUCCUCAACAAAAAUCACGGUUUAUAGUCGCUUGGACUAA
Messenger RNA from Thlaspi arvense, 222 nucleotides. NCBI's taxonomy places the organism in Eukaryota, Viridiplantae, Streptophyta, Magnoliopsida, Brassicales, Brassicaceae. The record is from the annotation of a GenBank genome assembly.